This is a messenger RNA of Parasteatoda tepidariorum (common house spider), 2667 nucleotides long. It is a transcript of the gene Tgs1, whose product is annotated as Trimethylguanosine synthase 1. Gene Ontology annotation, cellular component: nucleus. The record is from RefSeq and is a predicted model, not a curated record. NCBI's taxonomy places the organism in Eukaryota, Metazoa, Arthropoda, Arachnida, Araneae, Theridiidae. Gene Ontology annotation, molecular function: zinc ion binding; RNA cap trimethylguanosine synthase activity. Gene Ontology annotation, biological process: 7-methylguanosine cap hypermethylation.
AAAGUUUAGAAUAAUAUAAAUGGCAUCAUGCACUCAUUGUAAACAAAAGUCCUCGCCGCUGAAGCUGCUGGAACGUCGAAAAAUAUCUAGUUUCUAAAAACGAGCAUAGACUACGAUUUAUGAAAAAUAGAAAAAAAGCGUUCUGUUAUAAAAUAAAGAGUCAAUAAUUUAUGAUUUUCAAAAUCUUUCGAUGAGAGAUUAUUAUUGAAUCUUUUGACAACAGUUAGUUAGUAUAUUUCUUUUAGAAUUGUUAGCUGAUUAAUUCUCUUGUAUGUGGAUGGCUGGAUCUAUUUAUUCUCAUCAAGAAGUGUAUGUAGAGACUGUUUUUGAAGAUACCAAAAAUGUCUGUGUGCUUUCAAGAGUCCAACUUAAGGAUUAUAACCCAACUCAGCAUGAUAUUAAAAGAAAAGAAGAGGAAGAAAUACCAUCUGAUGAUAAAGAGAUAAAUGGUAUAGAAUAUAAUUCAGUUGAAGAUUCUACUGAUUUAAAUAAUGAAUUUGAUCAAGAUUAUGAACCUGAUAUUCCAUUUGAAGGAGAGUUUGAAAAUGAUGUUGAGUUGAUGAAAAGUAUGGGGCUUCCGGUGAACUUUGGAAAUCAGAAUCGACGCCAUUACCAGAAGAAGAAAAUAUAUGAAGAUGAAUUUAACUACUCUGACUAUAAUAGUGAAUAUGAUCAUUAUAGUUCCAACAACUACGAAAAUGUAAACUGUGAUGCUGAUUGGAAUGAAUACUGGAAUCUGCACGGAGACACUAUACUAAUGAAUGCAUGGGUCCAAAAAUACAAGGACUACAUCAAUCCUGAUUAUCUUAACGAGCCUAACACUGAUCAAAUGUAUCCUGAGCAACCUGAUAAAUUUACAAAUAAUCAGCUUCAAGAUAAUGAGGCCGUGAUUGUUGAAAAUGGUGAAAUUAAUCCAGACAUUCUCGGUCGUAUGGAUUGUGAUGAAGAAACUGCAAUGUCUCAAAAGCGUGAUGAUACUGAGUUAGAAUUUUUAGAAGAGUUAAAAACACAAAAUAUUUUUACUGAAAGUCAAAUGAAAAAUUUUGAAAAUGAUCUUCCUUUACAAAAACCUGAAUAUGAUAACAUGUUUGCUUGUAAAGUUCCUCUUGAAGAUGUUUCCCUACCCACAAUGCCUUGCACAGAUGAUGGAUGGGAUGAACUCUGGUUACAACAUAGUAGAGAACUGUAUGAUCAUCAUUAUGAACUCUUUAAAGAUUCGCAUAUGGCUCAAAAAGAAAAGUCUAUUGAAAGGGGAUAUUCUGAAGAGAGCGGUAUUCUUGAAUCUUGUUCUAAUUGUAAGAAACCUGAUUGUUAUCUUUGUUCUUCUGUUGACAUUGGGGAAUGUGCUCUUCAGUUUGAAGAGUUAAACUUAAAUCCUGAUGAUGAUUUUUCUGACAUUGCUCCAGUUGUGCCAUCUGCUCCCAUUAGCAUUUCAAAUAAGCAAACUGAGAUUUUGCAUAAAAAUCAAAACAGCUUAGAAAGUGAUAUCUUUUCUAGCUUACCAGCUUUAGAUGAUUCCACAUUUUCUAAGCCUUUUUCUUCUGUAGGUGAAGUGUUAAAACCAGUUGAAGAGAUUACUUUUGAGCAAAUGGAUAAAAGUGAUGAUGAACCUCCUACUGAAAUGCCUAUUAAAAUUAAAAGAAGGUUGUCUCUUGAUGACAAUGAAUCAGUUGAAGGUGUGAUAGAUGUAAAUCCUAUAGAUCAAGUCACAGAUUUAGGCUUUAUGAUGAAACCAACUUGUAUCAAAAUAGACAAGAUUCAUGGAGUUAAGAAGUCUCGGAAAAGACAAAGGAGAAAAAAAUGUCCUUUUAAAAUGUUUAAUUCUAAUUCUGCAUCUUUAAUAGAGAAUAAAAGUGAAUUGGAUGCAGUUGAAAGCCUAAAUAAUGCCACAGAGGUACUUCCAGAAAUCCCAAAUGAAACAGAAGCAUCAAAUGUUAAUAAUAAUCCAGCUUAUAAAAAGUAUUGGUCACAAAGAUACAGAUUGUUUAGUCUAUUUGAUGAAGGGAUUAAGCUAGAUGAAGAAUCUUGGUUUUCUGUUACUCCUGAAAAAAUUGCUGCUCAUAUUGCUGAGCGAUGUUCCUGUGAUAUUAUUGUGGAUGCUUUCUGUGGAGCUGGAGGCAAUUCUAUUCAAUUUGCACAAACUUGUUAUCAUGUUAUAGCAAUUGACAUUGAUCCAAAGAAAAUUGAAUUAGCUAAAAAUAAUGCCAAAGUGUAUGGUGUUGAUCAACAUAUAGAUUUUAUUGUGGGUGAUUUCUUUGACCUUGCACCUUCAUUGAAAGCUGAUGUCGUUUUCUUAAGCCCUCCUUGGGGUGGUCCAAAGUAUUUACAAAGCAAGGAGUUUGAUAUAAAUCGAAUUGAGCCAGAUAUUUAUAAAACAUUUGAAGCAAGUAAAAAAAUAACUCACAACAUUGCUCUCUUUGUGCCAAGAACUACUGUAGUAAAUCAGUUGGUCCAACUUGCUGGCGAUGGCAAACAAGUCGAAGUCGAACAAAAUGCGGUUAAUAAGAAAGUUAAAACAAUCACUGCUUAUUAUGGAGAUUUAGUGCUAACGGAGGAAACUGAAGAUGCUUAAAAAAAUUUUUAUUAUUGAAAUGUUAAAUAAGAGUGAAGCACAUUGUAAUUAAACAUUUGAAUUCUGUUUUUAUUGAAGUCAUUUUUUUAUGUUAA